Molecule: messenger RNA, 4300 nt
Organism: Hippocampus comes (tiger tail seahorse)
Lineage: Eukaryota; Metazoa; Chordata; Actinopteri; Syngnathiformes; Syngnathidae
Gene: camta2
Product: calmodulin binding transcription activator 2
Exons: 27
Coding region: 90-4163 (1357 amino acids)
Biological process (GO): regulation of transcription by RNA polymerase II
Cellular component (GO): nucleus
Molecular function (GO): protein binding; double-stranded DNA binding; transcription coregulator activity
Source: RefSeq, a predicted model, not a curated record
ACGGCUGCCCCCCCCCACACUAGGAGUGGGUCUGUGUAGGUGGCUGUGCGUCUGCGUCGUGUGAGACCACCCUGCAUGGACUCGUCGCCAUGAGCAACAAGGAGAUGGUUUCCAUAGGUCACACUGAGAGUAAAGGACAGAGAAACAAGCUGCUGGAAUGCCUCCCUCGCUCGUCCUGUCUGCCCAACGAGCGUCUGAGAUGGAACACUAACGAGGAGAUUGCAUCUUAUCUGGUAAGCUUUGAUAAGCAUGACGAGUGGCUCUCCUGCACCCUGAAAACAAGGCCAAAGAAUGGCACCAUCAUCCUCUACAACAGAAAGAAGGUCAAAUACAGGAAGGAUGGCUACUGUUGGAAGAAACGCAAGGAUGGGAAGGACACCCGAGAGGAUCACAUGAAGCUGAAGGUGCAGGGAAUGGAGUGUCUCUACGGUAACUACGUCCAUUCCGCCAUUGUGCCAACAUUCCACCGGCGGUGCUACUGGCUGCUGCAGAACCCAGACAUUGUGCUCGUCCAUUACCUGAACGUGCCCUCCUUGGAGGAUUCUGGCAAAUGCAGUCCGCUGCUGUGCGCUGUGACCACUCGCCACGACAGCGUGAAAUGGAACCGUGACGACUUGCUGGGUCAGCUCAAGCCCAUGUUUCACAGCAUCAAGUGUUCCAGCGGGAGCGGUGAUUUCAGCAUCGAGGAUUUGGUGCAGCUCAUCCUGGAGCGCCAGAGAACCAAACCGCAGCCGCGCACUCACACCUGCCUCUGCAAUGGCAGCCAGGGAGGGAACAUUCCCCACAGCUGCAACAGCACCAAGCACCGGAUCAUCUCCCCCAAGUUGCCCCCAACGUCAUCCUCGCCGCUGUCCUCAGAGACGGGGGAACUGGGGGGCGGCGGGGGUGACGCCAAACUGCCCCAGCUCCAGGCUCAAGGCAGCCCCGCCUCCUCCUCUCCCGGCCUCACCUCCAACUCGACCACAUCCCCGCCACUAACCACCGUGGCGCUGCCACACAACGCCGUCAUCGUCAUGGCGACCACCACAGCCAUCUCUGGGGGCUGCGGCGAGGAUCCCCCCAAGGAGAGCCUGGCGCUCACCCGCUCCAACCAGUUACUUCUCUCGCCUCCCAUCCCUCCCCAUGGCAAGCCCCCCUCACCUUGCCCGCCCUCCCCCACAACUUCCUCCCUGCCCGCUCCAGUGCGCCACACCCUCUCCCUCACCCUCCUUCCUUCCCCUGUCAUAGGAGGCCUGCUCCUUACUCCCUCCUCUUCCGCCUCCCCUCCCUUAUCUUUCUCCUCACCCUCUCUCCCCCCGCCGUUCCUCCCCCCUGCGUUUGACCCAGACUCCUUCCUGAACUCUCCCAAGCAGGGCCAGACGUACGGCGGGCCCGUUCCUCCCAUCAUCUGCUCCUCCUCCUCGCCGCUCUCCCCCUCCUCCCUGGCGCUCUCCCCCACAUCCACCCCGCCCUCGUCCAUCUCCCCUCCCUCGUCGCUCUCGUCGUCCUCCUGCGAGACGGACAGGAAGGACUCGGCCUCGCUUCCGCCCUCCUUCCUCUUGUCACCAACUUCCUCGGUGGCGCCGCCCCUCCUGCCGCUCUGUCUGGAGCUGGGAGCUGUGGGGGUGCCCGCGGAGGCAGAGGGAGGCGACUGCGAGGAGAAGGAGCAGGGACAUGACGCUCACAUCUUGGCGCCUCCCACAAAGCUGCUGCAGCCCAGCCAGUCGUCGACACCAGGAAAUGGCACCGCAUCGCAGGAGCAGCCCUAUGGUCACCUGCCCAGCCCUCCCUCCUCCCCAAGCCACCAAGACAUCACCAUGGAAACCGCCAUACAGAUGUCACCAGCUUUGCAGGUGAAGCAGGUCAACGGCCCGCCCCCCGACACCGACCCCCCUCCCAUGGACACGCAGCAAGAAGCGGAGGAGCUCGAAAUCUCUUUCGACAGCCAGUUCCCAGACCUCAUCUCUGACCUCAUCACGGUAGAGGCUAAUCCCGUGUCGGCGCCGCCUCCCUCCGUCCCCGUCGACGCGCCACCCGGUCCGGCCGUCUUCUCGGCCGGUAUUCGCUACAUGGUGCCCCCUCAGCCCUCCCCCUCCACCUCCUUCCUGCCCUUUCCUCACCCGCUACCAUCUUCGUCGCCGCUCGCCUCCAUCACCGACUUCUCGCCGGAGUGGUCCUAUCCCGAGGGUGGGGUGAAAGUAUUGAUCACAGGACCGUGGAGUGAGCAGACGGGUCGAUACUCGUGCGUGUUCGAUCAGAGUGCUGUCCCGGCUUCACUGAUUCAGCCCGGUGUGCUGCGCUGCUACUGCCCUGCCCACGAGGCCGGUCUGGUGUGUCUUCAGGUUGUGGAGUCAGGGGGCUCCGUGUCGUCGUCGGUUCUGUUCGAGUACCGCGCCCGGAAUGCCAGCUCGCUGCCCAGCUCACAGCUCGACUGGCUCUCAUUGGAUGACAAUCAAUUCAGGGUGUCCAUCCUGGAACGCCUAGAGCAGAUGGAGCGCAGGAUGGCCGCCAUGGCGGCCCGCGACCUCGCACAGCGACAUCAACAGCAGCAGCAGCAACAUCAACAGCAGCGGCGGCAACAUGGUGGCCAAAUGGCCGCAAUCGCGCCGCCACCGCCUCCUCCGCAUGCGCCCGAGGACCACGAGCAGUCAUCCCAGUGGUUCGAGAGGAGGAUUGUGCACGUGUGCGAGAGGAUGAUGAGAGGCGUGCGGUGGAGCGGAGGCGACGACGAGCGGCUUCAGCACUCGCCGCGUCACCGCGGGAUGACGCUGCUCCAUCUGGCCGCCGCGCAGGGCUACACGCACCUCAUACGCACGCUGAUCACCUGGAGGCGCGUACACUGUGACAGUUUGGACCUGGAACAGGAAGUUGACCCUCUCAACGUGGACCACUUCUCCUGCACGCCGCUGAUGUGGGCGUGCGCUCUGGGCCACCGGAAGGCGGCGGAGCUCCUGUACGGCUGGAGCGCCGUGGCUCUCGGCAUCCCGGACUCGCUGGGCCGCCUCCCUCUGGCCGUGGCCCACUCGCGAGGACACACGUGUCUGGCCGCCGCUCUGGAGGAGCUGCACACGCAUGCCACCGCCUCGCCCGUCUCGACCAGCCCGGACACAGGCCUCAGCUCCUCCAGCAGCCUCCCAUCAUCCCCCUCGCAAUGUUCGGCUGCCGCCAUGGACACCUCCCCGUCAUCCCCCUUGUCCCCUUCCUCAUCCUCGUCAUCCUCCAUGCCUGUGGAGGAGCCGCACGCAGGUUACGCUCUCUACAAGAAGAUGACCCAGGCGGCCAUCUUGAUCCAGUCCAAGUUUCGCUCGUACUACGAGCAGAAGCGCUUCCAGCAGAGUCGGCGCGCGGCUGUGCUCAUCCAGCAGUACUACCGCAGCUACAAGGAAUAUGAGAGGCUCAAACAGGGCCCAGGCGGCGGCACAAACCACAACCCCAAAAUCAAGGGGACCUUCCUGACCAAGAAACAGGACCAGGCUGCACGCAAGAUCAUGAGGUUCCUGAGACGCUGCAGGCACCGGAUCAAGGAGCUGAAGCAAAAUCGGGAGCUGGAAAGACGAGGCCUGACCACGUUGAUUGAAGGAUCCGGAAAAAUGAACACCCUCCAGGGGCUGCGGCCGCCCUCCUCGGCGGCGUGGGCCGAGUUUCUGAACGCGUCUGCCAAUGGCCGGAUGGAGCGCGACUUCGCCUUGCUAACGCUGACCGAUGGCGAGCAGAAGGAGCUCUACGAGGCCGCCAGGAUCAUCCAGAACGCCUUCCGGAGAUACAAGGGUCGCCGGUUGAAGGAGCAGCAGGACAUGGCCGCAGCAGUCAUUCAGAGAUGCUACCGCAAAUAUAAACAGCUAACAUGGAUAGCUCUCAAGUACGCUCUCUACAAGAAGAUGACCCAGGCGGCCAUCUUGAUCCAGUCCAAGUUUCGCUCGUACUACGAGCAGAAGCGCUUCCAGCAGAGUCGGCGCGCGGCUGUGCUCAUCCAGCAGUACUACCGCAGCUACAAGGAAUAUGAGAGGCUCAAACAGGGCCCAGGCGGCGGCACAAACCACAACCCCAAAAUCAAGGGGACCUUCCUGACCAAGAAACAGGACCAGGCUGCACGCAAGAUCAUGAGGUUCCUGAGACGCUGCAGGCACCGGAUCAAGGAGCUGAAGCAAAAUCGGGAGCUGGAAAGACGAGGCCUGACCACGUAAAUUCACCCAUCGGUGCCCUGAUGAAUGUAGUUCCCGGCAGGGAGCGCACGGAGGCAAAUGUCCAUCUCUAUUCUUAUUGACUUGUUGGUACACAUGUACCCAUACAUAUAAUACACGGGACUUUUGAAAUGCUUUUA